Messenger RNA from Penaeus indicus, 540 nucleotides. RefSeq lists its product as uncharacterized. The coding region runs from base 1 to 540 and encodes 179 amino acids. Gene Ontology annotation, biological process: DNA repair. Gene Ontology annotation, molecular function: double-stranded DNA 3'-5' DNA exonuclease activity. The record is from RefSeq and is a predicted model, not a curated record. NCBI's taxonomy places the organism in Eukaryota, Metazoa, Arthropoda, Malacostraca, Decapoda, Penaeidae. The transcript has 2 exons.
AUGCGGAGAAUCAGGAAUGCAGACAGAGCUAGGGCGUACCCCGCAGGCGACGCGUCGGAUGACCGCCGUGAUCCGGCGACAAAUGGGCAACGGCUACCGUAUCAAGAGCGGAUACGGCUAAAGAAGCAAGCUCAGAGGAAGAGGAAGAAGAAGAGAGAGGCACGGAGAACCACCAGGAAACUACGAAUCGGCACACUCAAUGUGGGAACGAUGACUGGUAGAGGAAAGGAGACUGUUGACAUGAUGGAAAGACGGAGUAUCAACAUCCUAUGCGUACAGGAGACCAAGUGGAAAGGAGCGAAGGCCAGAGAAAUGGGUAAUGGGUACAAGAUGUACUACGUAGGACACGACACUAGAAGGAACGGCGUCGGGACAGUGCUAGACCCUGAGAUGAAGGAAGGUGUGCUGCAGGUUCACAGGGAAUCUGACCGUGAACAUAAAGAUAACCAACACCUGAAAUAUUUACCGAAUGCCCACGGUCGUAAGAAGUGGACACGAACGCGACAGCUUCAAUCUAAGCAGGAAUAUGGAUGCCUGUAA